Molecule: messenger RNA, 545 nt
Organism: Sphaeroforma arctica JP610
Lineage: Eukaryota; Ichthyosporea; Ichthyophonida
Exons: 2
Coding region: 41-436 (131 amino acids)
Biological process (GO): intracellular transport
Source: RefSeq, a predicted model, not a curated record
AACUAGUGCGCCGGUAGACGACAAUGAACCAUCCGAUGCGAUGCCGCCGGAAGUGACGGAAGAUGGCGAGGGACCCGGAGAGGAGGACGAAACCAAUCUGUUCUGGGCAAUUUGUAAACUGUACCAAAUCGAGGAUGGCAAGCCAACUCCGCACGGCGUAGGCACCAUCCGGCUCAAUCGUUUCCACAAAGGCCCCAGUGAAGGCCGCCACCGCAUACUCUACCGAGACCAAAGUGUGAUCAGAGAGCUGCGUCUGAACCUGUUCCUGUUCCCACUACUGUCGCCCAAGCUGCGGGGGCCCAAGGAUGUGGGCAUGUCCUUUUUACAGGACCAAAACGGGCAGAAGGCUUUACAGAACUACAUUGUCAAGUUCAGGGAUGGGGCGAGCGCGGAGAAGUUUGUGAAGCUCAUUGAGGAGAACCGUGGUAGUGACUAAGUAGAUAGACAUUCUUUUAUUGCCAGCUUAACAUGCUCCUCUCCUCUAAACCACGGCCUACGAGAAUACGUGCAACCGAGAGCAAACGUGCAACCGAGAGCAAACGUGC